AUGCUUAAAGACCCUCUUAGGAAACGCAUAUUCUUAUCCUAUAUUUAUGACUGGAUCUUUGUGGUAGUUAUGACUAUUGCUUUUUUUGCGAUUGACAAGAUCGCACCUUUUCGAAGAAGGUUUUCGCUCCAGGACAAGACAAUCAUGUUUCCAUAUACUGAGCAUGAAUCAGUACCUAUUUGGUUAUUGGCUAUAGUUGCAUUUGUCGGUCCCAUUGCUAUUAUCGCUUUUAUUUCGCUCAGUAACAUUGGUUAUAAGCGAAGUUUUCAUGACUUUCAUAGUGGUGUUUUAGGCCUUUGUUUAGGAUUGUCUAUGACUAUCAUGCUGACAGAUGUCAUUAAAAUUACUGCUGGUAGACCAAGACCCGACAUGCUAUCUCGCUGCCAGCCAGCUGCCGAUGCUGUCGAUCCUUUAUUUGGCCUAUCAAAUGUAGAUAUUUGUACUACCGAUAUCAAUACACAUAUCAUGAUUGAUGGGUUCAAAAGCUUUCCUAGUGGACACUCUUCAUUUUCGUUUGCAGGGUUGGGUUUCUUGGCCUUGUAUUUGGCUGGCAAGAUGAAAAUGUUUGAUAACCAUGGUUAUACCUACAAGGGGUUUAUGUUUGCCUUUCCUGUGAUUGGGGCUAUUUUGGUUGCUAUCUCUCGUACAGAAGACUAUAGACAUCACUGGCAGGAUGUUACCAUUGGUGCCAUUUUGGGUACUAUUUGUGCAUUUUUUGCUUAUAGACAGUAUUACCCUAGCCUUUCUCAAAAUGGUUGUGGUGAUCCCUAUUCUGCCCGUGUCACUUAUUAUAAAACUAGACUAGAUGAAGAGCUUGGUAUUGUAAUACAACAACAACAGCAUGAUGACAAUGAAGAAGGCUCUUCUGAUUUUAUUGGUAAGCAUAAUGCAGACAACUGUUCUACCAACAGUCAAAUUCCCCUGAUCAAUAAAAGAAGCAAUUAA
Molecule: messenger RNA, 945 nt
Organism: Gilbertella persicaria
Lineage: Eukaryota; Fungi; Mucoromycota; Mucoromycetes; Mucorales; Choanephoraceae
Product: phosphatidic acid phosphatase type 2/haloperoxidase
Exons: 6
Coding region: 1-945 (314 amino acids)
Biological process (GO): phospholipid metabolic process
Molecular function (GO): phosphatidate phosphatase activity
Source: RefSeq, a predicted model, not a curated record